GGAACCUCCCGGGCCAUUCUCCCUCCCAGGCUGCUCGCCUCCUCCGUACCUCUGGCAGCCCCUUCCCAGCCUCUCCUCCCCCAGAACGCGGCCGGGACUCGCGGGGUCGCGGCGCCUGUUUCCCCUGCCUCCGCAGACGCGGCCGGGGCCGGAGAGGAGGGCGGAGCCCGGCCACAAUCACCGGACUCCAAUCCCCCAAGGGUUGCGGGGCUGGGGGACCAGAGAGAUGCACUACAGACGCCAGGCCGUCCUCUGUCCCUUAAGACUUUUCUGGAGAAAAGCUUCCAACAGCUCUUCGCCUCUCCCCCUUUUCUAAGGCGCGGGAGAACUGUCUCCACCGCCCGGGAGCGGCGGAUUGCAGGGCGAGGGCCGAGAUUUAUACAUUAAGAGUCCUGGGGGCACCAGGCUCCGCCCCUUUUCUGGUUUUUUUUUUUUUUUUUUUUUUUCCUUUUUUUGGUUGCCUGUGGGGAAGGAGGGGUUCUUUUUGUGUGUGUGUUUCUGCCGCAGAUCGUUCCCGGACGAAGCCACUCAGCCUCAGCGGGGCGCUCGGCGACUUCAGCUGACCGGUCGGCCGGGCCGCGGCGAGCGCGCUGGCCAUUGGAGUGCGCGGCUGCGGAGGGAGGGGACCCCGACUCGAGUAAGUUGAGAACGCGGCGCGCUCAGUCGGGGGCAGCAGCAAGAUGCCGAGCGCGCCGUGCAGACCCGGAGCUCCCCGAACGCAGCUUCGUCCAGCCUGAGCCAGGCUGCGGUUUCUGAGGCCCUCUCCAGCCACGGAAAAGCUACACAAAAAGCCUGGAUCUCUCUCGCUCAACCACCCCCGCUGCCAGUGAAGGCUCUCUCCGCCUCGCCCUCUAGCGUUCAUCUGGAGAAGUACCGCCCCGGGCUCCUGGGGACAGUGCGCAUCAUGGGGUCCACCAACAUCCCGCUGGUCAAGGCCCUCCGCAGCUCUGUCUCCGACUAUGUCAACUACGACAUCAUCGUCCGGCAUUAUAACUACACGGGAAAGCUGAAUAUCGGCGCGGACAAGGAAAACGGCAUUAAACUGAUCUCAGUGGUGUUCAUUCUCAUCUGCUGCUUUAUCAUCCUAGAGAACAUCUUUGUUUUGCUGACCAUUUGGAAAACCAAGAAGUUCCACCGACCCAUGUACUAUUUUAUUGGCAACCUCGCCCUCUCAGACCUGUUGGCAGGAGUGGCCUAUACGGCCAACCUGCUUCUGUCUGGGGCCACCACCUACAAGCUAACCCCCGCCCAGUGGUUUCUGCGGGAAGGGAGUAUGUUUGUGGCCCUGUCUGCCUCCGUGUUCAGCCUCCUGGCCAUCGCCAUUGAGCGCUAUAUCACCAUGCUGAAGAUGAAACUCCACAAUGGGAGCAACAGGUUCCGCUCCUUCCUGCUCAUCAGUGCCUGCUGGGUUAUCUCCCUCAUCCUGGGGGGCCUGCCCAUCAUGGGCUGGAACUGCAUCAGCGCGCUGCCCAGCUGCUCCACAGUGCUGCCGCUGUACCACAAGCACUAUAUCCUCUUCUGCACCACGGUCUUCACUCUGCUCCUACUCUCCAUUGUCAUCCUGUACUGCAGGAUCUACUCCUUGGUCAGGACUCGGAGCCGCCGUCUGACUUUCCGCAAGAACAUUUCGAAGGCCAGCCGCAGCUCUGAGAAGUCGCUGGCGCUGCUCAAGACCGUGAUUAUCGUCCUGGGCGUCUUCAUCGCCUGCUGGGCGCCCCUCUUCAUCCUGCUCCUGCUGGACGUGGGCUGCAAGGUGAAGACCUGCGACAUCCUCUUCAGAACGGAGUACUUCCUGGUGUUGGCUGUGCUCAACUCUGGCACCAACCCCAUCAUUUACACUUUGUCCAACAAGGAGAUGCGUCGGGCCUUCGUCCGGAUCAUGUCCUGCUGCAAGUGCCCCAGCGGAGACUCCGCCGGCAAAUUCACACGACCCAUCAUCGCCGGCAUGGAAUUCAGCCGCAGUAAGUCAGACAACUCCUCCCACCCUCAGAAGGAUGAUGGGGAUAACCCAGAGACCAUUAUGUCUUCUGGAAACGUCAACUCUUCUUCCUAAAAGUGAAAACUGCUGACCCAUGGGGAGCUUGCAUGGUUGCCCACCACCCCAGUGUUUGUUUGGAAAAAAAAAACUCUGUGCCUCCACUGCUGCCAGGCAGGAGCUGUCGCAAGCCAGAGGGAGGGAAGGGAAGCGUAAGAACAGCCUGGAGGUGCCUGGUGUUGGUGGGUAGACUUAGUUCCUGUGAACAAUGCACUGGGAAGGGUGGAGAUCAGGUCCUUGCCUGGAAUCUAUUUCCUCCCCUCGCUGGAGCUUUGAUUUUGCACUGAGCCAAAGGUCUAGCAUUGUCAAGCUCCUGAAGGGUUCAUCUGGCCCCUCCUCAAAGACUAAUGUCCCCGUGUGAAAGCGUCUCUGUCGGGAGCUUUGAGGAGAUGUUUUCUUUCACUUUAGUUUCCAGCCCAAGUGAGUGUGUGCACUUCUGCUUUGCUAGGUAUGCUCUGCAUAUCCUACCCUCCCUUCCCCUUCACAUCCCUCCUCAGAAUUCCUUCACUUUAUAUUUUAACUACCUGGCAUUCAGAGUUGAGAGUGUGGCACGGUCCAUUUCUUGAUGAUGUGUAGCAGGUAGGCUGUGUCCAGCAGGUAGACUGUGGUGGAGAUGGUUUGGAGAUGUAAAGCAAUUUCACUUGCUGAAGCCAAAGUUUCCACGUAAGCUGGAUGAGUGUUUUUGAUUUUAGUUGCAGUCACUUUAAAAAAAAAAACCUUUGCAAUGAAAUGUAUUACAGUAUCAUAUCCAUCAUGGCUGAAAUCUGCAUGAGGAAGUCCCAAUGUAUUUAAAUGACAUCAGCCAGGAUCCUUAGUGUCAUAGGAGAAACAAACAAGCAAAACAAGGUGAAAACUGACUGGAGGGUGACUUUGUAAACCAAGAAAGAUUUCUUAACGAAUUUGUCUAACAAAUACAGCAUCUGUCUUUGGCACUUUUGUUGAUGUUUCUUUCAGAGUGUUGUGUGAAUCAUUUCAACCAACAGGAUGGCUGUAUUUUGUUGUGUUAAAAGUACUUUUUUAAUAAUUUUUGAAUGUAUUUGUUUCAACAUUUUAUUGGAUUUUCCUAACCUGUGUUAACACCAUUGAAUGUGUAUUUCUUCAGAAAAUACCAUCCUCUUGUGCCCUUAAAGCAUUACUUUAACUGAUAGGGAACAUAAGAAGUUUUUCAGUACAUUAAAUAGUUAAUUGAAGAUGUGUAUAAAUGUCACAAAGAAUAAAAAUAUAUUGGUGUCUGUUUAGUGUGGUUUCCAGUGCAAUUAAACUGAGAAAUGUCUUUUUUUUAAAAAAUAGUAUUUAAUAGGUUUCUGACAAUGUGGAUCAUUUUGCACAUAGCUUUAUCAACUUUUAAACAUUAAUAAACUGAUUUUUUUUAAA
Balaenoptera musculus (blue whale) is the source of this 3409-nucleotide messenger RNA. It is a transcript of the gene S1PR1, whose product is annotated as sphingosine-1-phosphate receptor 1. The coding region runs from base 905 to 2053 and encodes 382 amino acids. The transcript has 3 exons. Lineage: Eukaryota; Metazoa; Chordata; Mammalia; Artiodactyla; Balaenopteridae. The record is from RefSeq and is a predicted model, not a curated record. Gene Ontology annotation, biological process: sphingosine-1-phosphate receptor signaling pathway; angiogenesis. Gene Ontology annotation, cellular component: membrane. Gene Ontology annotation, molecular function: sphingosine-1-phosphate receptor activity.